GUGCAGGAGGGGCUGCCCGGGGCUCGGCUGGCUGCGUAGCUCAACUUCAGCGCCGCCCCUACCUCGGCGUCGCAUCCGGGGAAGGUGGGACUUGAGGGCAGCUCUCUGCCCGCCAGGUGGCGCUGGCGAAACGCCACCUCGCGCCGCACCUACCGCUGAGCUUAGUGGCCCCGCGCACGGGCGCGCGCACCAUGCCCGCCGUGAGCCCGGGCGCAGCGGGCGGGGCCCGGCGCUCUCGCCGCCGCUAGCGCUCGGCCUUCCUCGCGGUGUGCUCCUUGGCAGGCCUGACGCGUCGGGGAAGAGCGUUCCCGGGUUGGGGAGGCUGCCGAGGUCUCCUCAAGGUUGCUUUCUCUGGCCUGACGAAAGGCACUGAGUCCCAAGAGGGGACUCCAGCGGGAACCACGCUUGAAGGGGAAGGAUUCAGAAUGCAGCUCAGGAAUUGAGAGUCGCGAGUGGGUAGAGCUGGGUCUCUGCCAUUCGCGAGCUCAGUUUAACCUGUUGAAGCUGGCCGGAACAGUGGGAGUCCGACUCGGAGCGAUCCCGGCGGUUCACCAGGCUUCGUCACCGCCCGCGCAGGCCUGCCGCCGCCCGCGGCUGCAGGGCUGGGUUUUGUGGACAGGGCUCCUGGCGAAAGCUGGGGAGCCUGCUGCGAGGGGCGCUGAGACUCCUGCUGUUGUAGAGCGGUCCACAGCUUAAAGCCGUCAAUCUGUCACUUGCCAAGAAUCUAGCUGAGAUAGCAGCUUCCAGGCCGAUUUGUCCCGGGAAGUCGGCUCCUCCAGCUCAACACAUCUGUCCCCAAAUCUACCUGACAGCCGCUGUGAACACCCUGCCUCCUGCUGGGACCGGAGGGUGCUGUCAUUAGUCCCGGCCCAGUGCAGAGCUGCUGGGGCUGGGUGGUCAUGGGGGAGGCCAGUAGAGAAGAGUAUAAAAUCCAGUCUUUUGAUGCAGAGACCCAGCAGCUGCUGAAAACAGCACUCAAAGAUCCAGGCUCUGUGGACUUGGAGAAAGUGGCCAAUGUGAUUGUGGAUCAUUCUCUGCAGGACCGUGUGUUCAGCAAAGAAGCAGGACGCAUGUGCUACACCAUCAUCCAGGCAGAGAGUAAGCAAGCAGGCCAGAGUAUCUUCCGUCGUGGACUCCUCAAUCGGCUGCAGCAGGAGUACCAAACCCGGGAGCAAUUGAGAGCAUGCUCCCUGCAGGGCUGGGUCUGCUAUGUCACCUUUAUCUGCAACAUCUUUGACUACCUGAGGGUGAACAACAUGCCUAUGAUGGUCCUGGUAAACCCCAUCUAUGACUGCCUCUUCCGGCUUGCCCAGCCAGACAGUCUGAAUGAGGAGGAGGAGGUAGACUGCUUGGUGCUGCAGCUGCACCGGGUUGGGGAACAGCUGGAGAAGAUGAAUGGACAGCGCAUGGAUGAGCUCUUUGUCCUGAUCCGGGAUGGCUUCCUGCUCCCAAUAAGCCUCAGCUCCCUGGCCAAGCUGCUGCUGCUAGAGAUUAUUGAGUUCCGGGCUGCUGGCUGGAAGACCACCCCUGCUGCCCACAAGUAUUACUACAGCGAGGUUUCUGACUAAUUCUGGCUUGGGAUUUGCUCCCUUCAACACCGGCCUUUCCUCAGCCCUCCUUCCAAGCUGGCUGAGAAGUCUCUGCCUCUCCCAAAGGCUUCCCCCUACUAGACCUGCCCACCUUCCCCACUGUGCUGGUCCUGCCCUGUUCCCUUUCCCCACCUAGGGGUUAGGGAAAUACCAAAGGCUUGCUCCCUAGGCUCAAGUCUGUCCCUUCUUCCCCCAAAGUCCUAUCAGCUUCUAUUACCUUCUACCAGGACCACGCAGAGAAGCCUAUUGACCACUGCACUGUAUAACCAUUAGUGCAACAGUACCUUGCUGCCUCAAUUCCCCAUCUAUGAAAUGGGUAACCAUGGGUUGCCUCAAGAUGCUGAGGGGCAGAACGAGAGCACUGCUUUUUCUACAUUUUUAAAAAGGACCACUGUGGAAAGAAGCCUAUUUCCUUCAAUGAGUUUUUUUUUUUUUGGACAGUACUGGGGAUCGAACUCAUGACCGCCUGCUUGCAAGGCAGGUGCUUAUGCUGCUGAGCUAAACCCCCAACCCGCCUUCAAUGAGUUUUAAUCAGUGGUACCUCUGUAUCAGGGAGAGGAUUUUCUAAUAAAUCUUCUGAUACUACA
Cavia porcellus (domestic guinea pig) is the source of this 2176-nucleotide messenger RNA. RefSeq names its product MIF4G domain containing (gene Mif4gd). The record is from RefSeq and is a predicted model, not a curated record. The transcript has 6 exons. NCBI's taxonomy places the organism in Eukaryota, Metazoa, Chordata, Mammalia, Rodentia, Caviidae. Gene Ontology annotation, molecular function: protein binding; RNA binding; translation activator activity. Bases 900 to 1568 code for a protein of 222 amino acids. Gene Ontology annotation, cellular component: cytosol. Gene Ontology annotation, biological process: regulation of translational initiation.